AUGAGCACAUAUCGUGCCACUGAGAAUUAUGUGUAUGAAACAGACGAAUGUAUCGGGCGUGGCGCCACUGGCGAUGUAUACAAAGGUGUACACAAGAAGGAAAGUGCCAAACCAAUCCUAGUGAUGGAACUGUGUGAGAAAGGGAACCUGCUGGAGGUCCUAAGGGAGCCCAGCAAUGCCUUUGGUCUCCCAGAGGAAGAGUACCUCAGAUUCUUUAGUCAUUUAGUGUCUAGCAUGAAGCACCUUCGUCAAAAUGGAUUCUCCCAUCGCGAUAUAAAACCCGGAAACAUCUUAGUUUAUGUCUACAAUAUCUCUGACUUUGGGACAACUAAACCUCUCAAGGAUGGAGAUUUCUUCCAGUCUUUAGUCGGUACAGAAGAAUACUUGCAUCCGAACAUCUUCAAGGCGGCCUUCAUUGAACGCCACAGACCGCAGGAGUUUGACAUCUCUGUAGACUUGUGGAGUCUGGGAGCCACACUCUAUCACACCGCCACUGGGAAGGUUCCAUUUCAGCCGUUUCAUGGGAGCGGGGACAAACAUACCAUGUUUCAAAUGAUAUCUCAUAAAGAAUCUGGAGUGAUAUCUGUUGAACAGACAUCUGCCACUGGAGAUAUCAUUUGGUCUAAAGAGUUACCCAAAACCUGCAGGCUAUCAAAGUUUUCUGAGUUACUGAGGUGCGAUUAGGAGCAGACCUACACCCACAUCAAAUCACAAUGCUUCAUGUUUCACAACCAGGACCUCAAGGAGUCUGUUUCUCUGGAGGAGCCAGUGAGGUCCUACCCAGUAAUCUCAGCGGAGAUGCCUAUUGUGGUGUUACCUCUCAGAGAGGGGACCUCGCUACUACAAGGAUACCAGUGGACUCUAAAGUCAACCUAA
Messenger RNA from Magallana angulata, 876 nucleotides. RefSeq names its product inhibitor of nuclear factor kappa-B kinase subunit epsilon-like. Lineage: Eukaryota; Metazoa; Mollusca; Bivalvia; Ostreida; Ostreidae. Gene Ontology annotation, biological process: peptidyl-serine phosphorylation. The record is from RefSeq and is a predicted model, not a curated record. The coding region runs from base 1 to 684 and encodes 227 amino acids. The transcript has 7 exons. Gene Ontology annotation, cellular component: cytoplasm. Gene Ontology annotation, molecular function: ATP binding; protein serine/threonine kinase activity.